AUGAAGAGAUUAGUUAACACAUUCAUCUCCAGAAAUUACAUCUUAUCAGCUAUAUUUAUUGUAGCCGUUCUAGCAAUCAUUGAAAAUAAGAUCGUAGCUGCAGAUGAGCCGCCUGCAUUUUUUCUGAAAAUCGCAAAAAAUAUUCCACGGAUAGGAAGAAGUGAACCAUAUGACGAAUACGCUAUUAAAAACUCAAACGUGAAAGAUGAUAUUCCAUGGCAUAAAGGGGAAAUUUCAAAAAGAAGGGUUGGAUUUUCACCAGAGUCUAAUACAUAUGCCUGGCAACACUUUCCAUUGGCAAUUGAAGGACCCCCAGAACUAUGGAGAACCUUAGCCGGUUACAGUCAUGAUCCUCUUUACAAGACAACUGAUGAUUUCAACAACGAACUAUGGUCACGGGAUAAAAGGACAAACAAUCCAGAAGCGUAACAAUAAUAUCAUGUAAAAAGUUGUCUUGUGUGUUUGUGACAUAAAAAAAAACAAAUAUUUUAUUUGAUGUAAGGUGACGGGAACAAAAUAAAAAAUAAUAAAACGUGAUAAACUUAUUGUCGGUUAGUAUUUCCUAAAAUUUAAAGUUAUUUCAUAAGCUAAUAAACGACUUUUCAUAG
Molecule: messenger RNA, 608 nt
Organism: Nasonia vitripennis (jewel wasp)
Lineage: Eukaryota; Metazoa; Arthropoda; Insecta; Hymenoptera; Pteromalidae
Gene: Eth
Product: ecdysis triggering hormone
Exons: 5
Coding region: 1-429 (142 amino acids)
Source: RefSeq, marked provisional